Messenger RNA from Linum trigynum, 5847 nucleotides. The record is from the annotation of a GenBank genome assembly. NCBI's taxonomy places the organism in Eukaryota, Viridiplantae, Streptophyta, Magnoliopsida, Malpighiales, Linaceae.
ACAAUAAAUAAUUUUAUUGUACUUAUAUUUUUUAAGAUUUGGACCUAUAAUCCUUUUUAUAUUUAUUUUCUAUCAAAUAAAUAUUCUUUUCAUACCAUGUUCGUUUUUAUACUCAAUAAGGUCUCGAAAAUAUUAGGAUUGGCAUGACCCAUUUACAUACCGUGUCGUGCCUGUGCUAGUGUCCAUGCCCAUGAAGUUUAGGCCCGACACGGUCCAUAAAUUUUUCGUACUCGUGCCGGGCCAGCUCAUAUAUUUCGUAUCCGUGCUCGUGCCCUGCGCUAACCGUGUCGUGUCGUGCUAGCCUAUGAGCGGCCCGGCCCGGCCGCACAUGUACAGUGUAACUAUGAUAAUGAACCAGUUAGUGAAUCACAUAUAACUGUUUCAUCCUUGUUAUAUAGUCUUUGAUUAAACCGCGUAAUUUUUUAUGCUUGAUUUCUUAUUUGAACAAUAUAUUUUCGAUUUUGCAAUAUUCUUUUCUCUUAUUGUAUUGUCUUUCCACAACGUUGUGGCAUAUGAAAUCACCUGUAAAUUAGAUGACUGAAAAUUAUACCUCAAAAUCUUACUCUUUUCUGUAUAAUUAGAAUGUAUUACAUUCAAACGAAUUAUGAUGUAUUUUUAUUGAGUUUCGAUCAUUUAUCAACCAUAUCGCCAGUCUGACACCCUUUUCUAAAGAGAAAGGUGGCUAAUUUUAAUUUAGUUCCAGAGUCUUAAUUUCAUCACUAAUAAAAAGAAAUUAUCAUAUUCCCAUUUCCCACAGACGCUGUAAAGCUAUAAACAUUACGUACUCUUCCGUUCUCCCACAAUGAAAAACUGCGAAAAGAACAGAGUCCAUAAACCAAAAAACCCCAGAAAAGAGCCAAAACCAAAAAGGCAAUGGAGCAGCAGCAAACCCAGCAACUUGAAAUAAUAUCUGCAGGAAACUCAUUCACCAUUUUGCCUCCAUCAGCCCAAAUCGAGUUCCUUCCACCCAGAGGUGGAUAAAUAAGUUUACACCAAGAACCCAACAAAGAAGAGAACUUCCCUCUGUUUCCUCAUCUCCAGGUCUGUAAAAUUGAUUCUCCUCUUCCUCUGCUUUCCCCUGCCACGAAUUAAAAACCUGCCUUUGUAUCGUCUAAUGAAUCGGCUACAUGGGUUCAUUCCUUUUUUUUUUUUCUUUUGGCAAAUGAUCCGAUCCCCCGUCGUCACUUUCAGAAAUUGGCGACGUGGGUCGCUUAGCUGUCUAGUUUUUUGGAACUGGAAACCGGAGAAAUAUGCUCUGUUUCAAAAACUUCCAGCAACAGAGGAGAAGGAAAACAGAGGACAAAAAACAGAGUCCCUUUCUUCUUUUGAUCGAUUUACCUUUUGUGUCUAUAAAGCUAAUGCCUUUCCUUUUCUCUGUUGGGAAAUUCAUCACAGGAGAGUAAUCAAAGAAGAAGAAGAAGAAGAAGAAGAAAAGAUGGUUCUGUUCCCAUCUUUCUUCAACGGCUUGGUGAGAACGAUGUCCUCAUCGUCCUCGUCGUUGAAGAAAACGAAGAGCUUGGAGAGAGAUGCCGCCGCCGCCGCCGGCGGAAAAGAAGCUGCGGAGGAGCUGACUAAGGAUGCUAAACGCAAUGAGCUGAUUCUGAGCUCCUCUGGGAUUGUGAAGUCAACCAAGUCCAACAAUUUUGCUUCCGUCUGCUCUAGGAGAGGCCAGAAGGGCGUCAAUCAGGAUUGCCUCGUCGUCUGGGAGGAAUUCGGGUGCCAGGAAGACAUGACGUUCUGCGGGGUGUUUGAUGGUCACGGGCCAUGGGGCCAUGUGGUGGCCAAAAAGGUUCGAGAAUCAGUCCCGCCAUCUCUGCUCUGCAACUGGCAGAAGACUCUGCAAUCCUCUCUCGACGUGGAGAUGGAAUUGGGGGGGCUACUGAAUCAAAAUGAGGACGACAUGAUUCUCCGCCACAGCAACCAGCAGCACCGGUUCGAGAUCUGGAAGGAGUCGUAUCUCGAGACUUACGCCGCCAUUGAUCAGCAGCUGAAACAGAGUCAUCCCAAGAUCGACACUUUCUUCAGCGGCACCACUGCUCUCACCAUUGUCAAACAGAGGAACCAUCUGGUGAUAGCCAACGUCGGCGAUUCGAGAGCUGUGUUGGCCACAAUUUCGGAUAACGGCGCUCUGUCAGCCGUGCAACUCACCAUCGAUUUCAAGCCCAAUUUACCUGAGGAAGCAGAGCGAAUCAAGAGCUGCAGGGGCAGAGUGUUCUGCCUGCAGGACGAGCCAGGGGUGUACAGAGUGUGGCGGCAGAGCGGGAAGACGCCAGGGCUGGCGAUAUCCAGAGCGUUUGGCGACUACUGCCUCAAGGAAUUCGGGCUGAUCUCCGUGCCCGAGGUGACCCAACUGAGCAUUACGAGCAGAGAUCAGUUCGUGAUCCUGGCGAGCGACGGAGUCUGGGAUGUGGUGUCGAACCAGGAAGCCGUGCGGAUCGUUGCUGCUGCGGCGGCGGCGGGGGAUGGUGGUGGAAGGGAGAAAUGUGCGAGGAGGCUGGUGGAAUACGCGUCUCGAGCGUGGAAACGGAAGCGCGGCGGGGUGGCCAUGGAUGAUAUGUCGGCGAUCUGUCUCUUCUUUCAUGAGGUUGAGCCAUCGCCGGGAGGAGAUGGCGUGGAGAGUGAGAAGAAGAAGUGUUUGGAUUAGGGUGACGAUGGACCAUUUUGAGGGAUGAUCGGAUGGGGUAAAAAUGUACAGGGGAGUGGGUGAAAGAGCAAAGGUGAGAUCUUUUAUUAUGGUUAAGGUUGCUUAUAAAAGGUGUUAAAAUUUGUAACGGUUUGAUAAUUUUCGGGAUGUCGUUAUAUGGAAAUACACAAGUAUAUUUUGUUGGAUGUUGAUUGGUUCUGUCAAGAACUAGUUGAUUUUAAUAACUUGAGUUGUGGUGGGAGAGGUUUAAUCGUGGAUUAUAUACUGUUUACUAACACCCUCCUUCAAUCUCAAGUCAUUCUUGAUUUUAAUAACUUGAGUUGUGGUGGGAGAGGUUUAAUCGUGGAUUCUGUUAACUCACCGUGUGCUUAACAGAAACAGAUGGGGGUCACCGGGAAUCGAACAGAAGACCUCACGGUUACAGAAGGCUCUGAUACAUGUCAAGAACCAGUUGAUCCCAAUAACUCGAGUUGUUGGGAGAGAUUCAAUCGUGGAUCAUAUACCGUUUACUAACAGGUUCUAAGGGCUCGUUUGGAGAAUUAGAGUCUAAAUCUCUAGAUUCUAAACAAUCCAAAUAUUUGAACUCUCCGGAUUGUUGAAAAAAGAUUUGAAAAUGUUCAUUGUUUGAUAACUGCGAUUGUUAACAUACAAUAAAAAAAGAAAUUAUAUUUGUUUAUAAAAUGGCAUAUUUAUGCUUAACCAAAAUAAUUAAAUUGGCUAAAAAAAAUAUUGAAAAAUUUAUCAAUAUGGAUAUUUAGUGGGAUAAAUUAAAAAAAGGAAGAGAUAGAGUAAGAGAGAGAAAACCUCUAAAAUCAAGAUGUAGAAUCUCUCUAAUUAGGAGAGAUUUGAUAUCUCUAGAUUUUAGAGAUUUAAAAUCUCUAAACCUACAAUCCACGAUACAAAAAGUAGCAAAAAAACAUAACAUUUUGCCAAAUCUAUGGAUUCAAUAAAUCCAUCAUCCAAAUCUUGUUCUCCAAACGACCCCUAAAUACUUAUGAAAUUAUCUAGGAGUGUAUUUUCAUAUUUUGGAUUCAAACGAGUGUAUAUUAUGCUCGGUUGGUUGAAUAUCGCAAGAGUGACUGAGACCUCACCUUUUCAAUUUCCUUCAGUAGCAUCCAGAUAUUGGAGGCUCUUACCUUGAGCUUAAGGCUGAAAGUUUGGUACCAGUAUUUGGGAUAUACUGAAUACCGUAACGAAUUUAUCACUAUUUGGUAUUGGUAUUGGGAUUCAUUUUGGAAUGCUAUUCGGUAUUCGAGAUUACGAGAUUGGGAUCGGUAUAUACCGAAAUACUGUGAAAUACCGAACUUUAAAAAUUAAUGAAAUAUAGCACACAACCUUUUGUCAUUCCUCACUCUUUCACAACUUAGAAGCUCUCAUCCAACUCAAUUUUGACUUUUCAGUUUAAGUAAAUCUCGUUUCUCACUUAAUCUCUUGUUAUUUUCAUAACACCAAAAAGCAAACACUAGUAUUAGUCAUCUCUCAACCUCCAAUUCGUCAAAUUUAAGAUUACCAAUGACAAAAUUUUGAGAUGUCACCUCUUAUUUAUUCUCCUUAUCCAUAUCCUAGCUCUAAGCAAACUAAAGACUUUUUGCUUAGUCUCUUUGCCCUAAAUUAAACAAUCAAAUCUAAUAUACAUAUUUAAUUAUUAAUUACAAAGGUAAUUAAUUUCAUAUUCGAUAAUACCGAUUGGGAUACCGAAAUAUUUAAGGAUUGAGAUUGGGAUACCGAAAAUAUUUAGGGAUUGGGAUUGAGAUUGACUCUAGAGUGUAAUUCGGUAUUCAGGAUUUCUGUAUUUGCUAUGGGGAUACCGAUACUGUACCGUUUUCCACCCCUACUUGAGCUGACUCUUGUUGAGUUGUAGACUUCUAGAGUACAAAGUGCAAUCAUACUCCCAGACCCGGUGGUAGAGCUAUAGCACACAAAACGUGGUCGUACUCUCCUUUUAUGGUAGUCGCGGAUAAGGAUUCUUCGUUGUAAAAAAAACAAGGUAACAACUCACAACUAAGAAUUGCCAAUGUGUUUGUCCAUAGCUAGGGAUGGCAACAUAACGCUAUCCACGGAUACCCUACCCGAGCCAACCCUGUCAAAUCGGAUAAAACCAGUAUUGACGGGUUAUGGGCCGGGUUCGGGUUUAAAUUCGUUCUAGUAUUUUGCGGGUUGGAUAGGGUUUAGCUAUAUCCAAUCUGUUCCAGCCGAACCCUUACCCAACCCCGACUAAUAUGUUGUUCUCGCUAAUAAUUGUGUAGAAUGAAGUUGAUGUGAUGGAGUGGAGAGUGAAGCUAAGAUCAUAAUUUUCAAGUUCUCGAGGAGGAAGAAGCGUUCUAUUAAUCAUGUUUUGCUGAUGUUUAUCUUUAAUGUUGAACAAUUUGUAUGGAUAAUUUGGGGUUUGCUUGUAUGUACUAGAUUGAUGUUUUUUGUAUGGAUAAUUUGUACGGACAUAUGUGUGUUAGACUUUUAUUAUGUCAGGAAAUUGUUGUUAUGAAUUUUCACUAUAACAACCAUGGGUAUCCAUGAACCUGCGGAUACCCAGUGGGUUGGGUUUGAGUUUUUCAAACCAAAUGAAUGCUACCCUGGAUUUUUUGGUGGAUAUACCCGUGGGUUUGGAUUUGGCAAAACCCAACCCAACGACCCAUUGCCAUCUCUAUCCAUAGCGGAUCACAUCAGACCAAACUAAUGUUUGGAUAGGACCUCACCGAAUUAAGUAUAAUAUGGUACAGUCUGUUGUCCCAUAAAUUUUAUGAAUACUGAAGAAAAAUGGACCGAAUUGACAUUUGGACCGGACCAAAACAUACCGAGUACACUAUCAAACAAGUCCUUAGUCCUAAGAUAUCUUUUUUAUUGGACCGCGGUUCUCCUGAGUCUAGUUCGAUUCAAUACAGACCAGACCAAGCCCACCCCUACUAAGGCUGACUUCAAUGGGUUCGGCAAAUAUGGGGAGGGCGACAUUUUUGGGGAUAAUCGGCAAAUGGGUCUCUAUAUUGGAAGGGUUUUGGCGAUUCAUCGGGAAGGAAAGUGGUUGGGCCCCAUCCACCACCAUGCCAAACCCUUUACUUUUUUUAAUUAAUUAUGCCUGAUGGUUUAAUUAAUGGAUGCUUAAUUAGUGAUUUAAUUAAUGGUUAUUUAAGUAGUUGUUUAAUUAAUGGUGGUUUAAUUGUGAGUAAACAAAAACUAGACCGAUGUAAGAAUGAAAAGUAUAUUAUUGA